Molecule: messenger RNA, 969 nt
Organism: Ctenocephalides felis (cat flea)
Lineage: Eukaryota; Metazoa; Arthropoda; Insecta; Siphonaptera; Pulicidae
Exons: 5
Coding region: 60-680 (206 amino acids)
Source: RefSeq, a predicted model, not a curated record
GACGUUGAUUAGUUUCCAUAAUCUAAAAAAAGAUCCUACAGAAAAAUAAUAAAUGCAAAAUGAGUUGUCACGUCCCUGGAUGUAUGGGAAACAAGAAAAAAGUGAGAUUACAUGGUUUUCCAACAAGAAAUGACAAAAUGUACGAAAUUUGGAUUAAACGAGCGAAUAAUCCGAAACUGGAUGGUAUAAAGCUCGAAAUUAUGCGCACAAGUCGAUUUGUUUGCGACAAUCAUUUUGCUGAUUGUUGCAAAAUAGAACCACCGAAGAGAAAAAUGUCAAAUCUUAAAGUUAAUGCGCUGCCAACUAUAAAUAUGCCUGGAUUUGAUGGAGACCCUCUCAAUGAAGAGAACUGCCUUUUGGAUAAAGCAACUUUCCAGCUUGGUAAGAAUUUGAAACCAAGAAAAAAGAGAACAUUCAAUUUUCAUUUCACAAACUAUAUUGAAAAUUCUAUGAACAGAAAUGAUAACAUAUCCGCUCAGAGAGAAUGUUAUACUCCAGAAAUCUUGCCUGACAAUAACACUCUUUUUGCACAUUGUAAUGGAGCUCAUGUGAAACAAGAAGAUGAGGCUGAAGAAGAAGUUGAUGUGAAACAGGAAGUAUAUGUGAAACAGGAAGCAUAUGUGAAACAGGAAGUAUAUGUGAAACAGGAAGUUGAUGUGAAACAAGAAGUUGAUGUGUAACACGAAGUUGAUGUGUAACAGGAAGUUGUGUCCAAUGCAGGGGCAAUACAGGAACAUGUCAUGCCUCUGUAGAAAACAGGUGAUAGUUGAACGAACAGCCAGUACAAGUAUUUUGAGACACUUUUGGGAGAGUCGGGAGAAAAAUUCUUUUAUAGUACUCCAAAGUAGCAAAUGUGUGAGAAGACUUCCAUGUAGCUGCAUGCUUGUUUCAACAACACAAAUAAAAUUAAAUGUAACUUUUCCAAAAUAUGCAGAUGCAACUAGAGCCAGGAGCGAGAUGACUUACAUA